This is a messenger RNA of Danio rerio (zebrafish), 1445 nucleotides long. NCBI's taxonomy places the organism in Eukaryota, Metazoa, Chordata, Actinopteri, Cypriniformes, Danionidae. The record is from RefSeq and is a predicted model, not a curated record.
AUGUUAUUUACCGUACUCGGAGUAGUUGCUCUCUUCCUGAGAGAAAGAAACAUCAGUUCCACCGUCCCAGGUCAAGAUGAAAGCUUCGACCGUCAAGAAGGACUGGUCACAGAACCCCCUGUGGCCAACAGUGAUGGUAAAUCUUUUGUUUCAUAUUAUUCCUUUUCUUCAGGUCGAGAAAUCGGUGACUGGUGUGAAGAAUCAUCUUUGCAUCUGGAGGAACAGAUCAAUGUUCAGACUGAGGAACCAUCACUGGAGGAACCUGUUGAUGGUCAGAGUGAAGAACCAUCACUGGUAGAGCCUGACAGUGUUCACGGUGAAGAACCAUCACUGGUAGAGCCUGACAGCGUUCACGGUGAAGAACCAUCACUGGUAGAGCCUGACAGCGUUCACGGUGAAGAUCCAUCACUGGUAAAGCCUGUCAGCGUUCACGGUGAAGAACAAUCACUGGUAGAGCCUUUCAGUGUUCACAGUGAAGAACCAUCACUGGUAGAGCCUGACAGUGUUCACGGUGAAGAACAAUCACUGGUAGAGCCUGUCAGUGUUCACAGUGAAGAACCAUCACUGGUAGAGCCUGUCAGUGUUCACAGUGAAGAACCAUCACUGGUAGAGCCUGACAGUGUUCACGGUGAAGAACCAUCACUGGUAGAACCUGUCGAUGGUCACAGUAAGGACAUAGCCAGCUCCUCCAGCAGUGAUGAUGUUCCUCGAUACCUUUUCUACGCUGAGUCCAGCAGUAGUGAUGACUACCCCCAAGAGAUUUAUUCAGCCGGGUCCAACUGUAGUAGUGAGCUCACAGUCAGCUCCUACAGCAGCUUCUUUUCAGCUGAGUCCGGCUGUGGUGAUGACACCUCUACCAAUUUCGAGUCUGCCGAGUCCGGCUGUGGUGAUGACACCUCUACCAAUUUCGAGUCUGCCGAGUCCGGCUGUGGUGAUGACACCUCUACCAAUUUCGAGUCUGCCGAGUCCGGCUGUGGUGAUGACACCUCUACCAAUUUCGAGUCUGCCGAGUCCGGCUGUGGUGAUGACACCUCUACCAAUUUCGAGUCUGCUGAGUCCGGCUGUGGUGAUGACACCUCUACUAAUUUUGAGUCUGCCGAGUCCGGCUGUGGUGAUGACCCCUCUACCAAUUUCGAGUCUGCCGAGUCCGGCUGUGGUGAUGACCCCCCUCCAAAUGUGGUCUCUACUGAGUCCAGCUGUGGUGAUGACCCCCCUCCAAAUGUGGUCUCUGCCGAGCCUGGCUGUAGUCAUUACAACCCCCCAAAUGUGGUCUCUGCUAAGCCCGGCUGUAAAGAGGAUGUUGCUCAAGGUGCAACCUGUCAGACAGAGGGCGCUGUUCCACCUCAGCCAGAAAAGCUGAAGGAUGAAGACACACACAUCAUUGGUAAGUUUACAACCAUGACACCCUGAAAAACCCAACACAAAUGCAUAUUUUAAUAUGUAUG